GAAGGUUUAUCCACACAAACGACCAAUCCGUCGGAUGAGAUCAGCUUGGAUCGAUUCUUUCAUUUGGCUGGAGUGGAGCCAUCACAGCUGGAGGCCAUCUAUUCCGGUGAUUUUGGCGACCUGACUGGUACCGGUGGAGUUUACUCUGGUCCAAGCAAGCCCGAUUCUUCCAGUAUCACCCUAUCAUCGCAGUAUCAAAUGGGCACCGACCCACGUUCCAAGGCUGAAGAAGAAGCGGCCAGUUAUCGCCGCAAACUCGCGGCCUACCAGGAUGGACAACAGAAACAGGCUCAGCUCAUUCAGAAGCUACAAACCAAG
Messenger RNA from Opisthorchis viverrini, 318 nucleotides. RefSeq lists its product as hypothetical. The record is from RefSeq and is a predicted model, not a curated record. The annotation marks the transcript as partial. NCBI's taxonomy places the organism in Eukaryota, Metazoa, Platyhelminthes, Trematoda, Opisthorchiida, Opisthorchiidae. The transcript has a single exon.